GCUAGACUAGUGGAGACCAGAGCCCCUCUCUCCUUAGUCUGACCUAGCUACUCCAGGUUAGUCAUAGGUGCGUCUCUAUGGCUAUCCAGAGGCUAUCCAAGUCUAGUGACGAAACCGCGUGGGCAGCUUUUGGCUCGACGCCCCGAGGCCCCAUCCUAGCUGUUUCAACCGCAAGUUUCUCUCAGUGUCUCAUGAGCAUUCCACGUCCUGAGCUCAACCUAGGUUUUUUCGUACAAACUCGUUGCAGCUUUUGGUUGGAUAUACUGAAUUUAUCCAUCGCCUUUACAACUCAAAUUGCUGCGCCUAGCGCUUCAACAUGCGAUUCGGGAAGACUCUUCGCGAGUCUAUCUACCCGCCAUGGAGGGACCAGUAUCUCGACUACUCCAAGCUAAAGAGCAUGCUUCGCGAGGAUAAAAGCGACGAGGACGAUGUGCCAUGGACCGAAGAAGACGAGAACCGCUUCUGCGCCGAGAUAUUCAAUGUUCAGCUCGAAAAGGUCUCCCAGUUUCAAGCCGAAACAGCUGCGAGUCUACAGCAACAGGCUGAUGCCACCUUCGAGAAGCUCCGCGAGCUGGCCCCAUCCGACGACACGUCCAAGGACGACGUCGCCAGUUCACGCCUAGAGGAGCUCCGCACCGAGUUAGAUGGCAUCGUGAACGAGGUGAAGAAGCUGAAGAAAUACAGUAGCCUGAACUAUACCGGUUUUCUCAAGAUUGUCAAGAAACACGAUCGGAAACGUGGCGGCCGAUACAAGGUCCGCCCCAUGAUGCGUGUGAGUCUGGCUCAGCGUGGCCUCAAUUCAGAACAAGGAUAUUCGCCCCUCCUAAACAAGCUCUCUCUCAUGUACUACGCCAUCAAUCAAACCCUCGACAAGGACAAGCAGCAGCAGCCCCUCGACCUCGAGCAUCAAGAGGAGGUCCAUAACGGAGAGCGUUAUACUGCUCACAAAUUUUGGGUGCACCCCGACAACCUCCUCGAGGUGAAAACAGCAAUCCUACGCCAUCUCCCUGCCCUAGUAUAUAGUCAACAAUCUGCCAAGGAGCUCGACGGCAACCAGGAUCCCAAGAUCACAUCGCUAUACUUUGAUAACUCUAAAUUCGAUCUGUAUGGCAAGAAAGUCAAUCGUCAGACCGAUGCUUCUUCGUUACGACUUCGCUGGUACGGCCAGCUGAACGACAAGCCCGAUAUUCUGUUAGAGCAGAAAAUUCUAUAUGAAGAUGGGACCAGCGAGGAAAAGAAAUUUAACAUCAAGGACAAAUACAUUAAGCAAUAUUUAGACGGAGAGUACAAGAUGGAGAAAUCCAUCCAGAAAAUGGAGAGACAAGGUCAACAGAACGACUCGAUUGAUUCUUUUAGAACGACUGCCGAGGAUAUCCAGAACUUUAUCGUCGUCAACAAACUCGAGCCGGUUAUAAGAGCUAAUUACACCCGCACGGCAUUUCAGAAGCCUGCCGACGACCGGGUAAGAAUAUCCAUUGACACGGAUAUCGCGUUUAUUCGCGAGGAUACCUUGGAUCGUGAUCGGCCGUGUCGAGACCCUGCCGAAUGGCAUCGAACGGACAUAGACAACAGCAAUAUGACGUAUCCUUUCAAGAAUAUCAACCAGAGCGAGGUUUCGAGGUUCCCGUAUGCCGUAUUGGAGAUCAAGUGGAAGGAGGAAGAAGGCCGCAAACGUCCCAGGUGGAUAGACGAUCUAAUGGCCUCUCACUUGGUCUUUGCAACACCCAGGUUUUCCAAAUUUGUCCACGGUGUAGCAGCACUCUUUGAGGACUAUGUGAACAGUCUGCCAUUCUGGCUUAGUGAUCUGGAGACGGAUAUCCGCAAAGACCCUCAACAAGCUCACGAGGAGGAAGAGCAGAGGCGUGCCCAGCAGGCUGAGGAUGCACAAGCGGUCGAUAGCCUCCUUGGAACGAGUGUUAAGCGCGGCUCCUAUAAGCCGGCUGCGAGCUCACCCGUUGCGAAAUCUUAUCUCUCUGAGCGUGCUGCUUCAGAAGCAAAAGCACAGCGCCGUGCCGAGGCGUCUAGGGAAAGGACUGGCGACAGGGCCAUUGAGGCUGAUGACGAAAAUGGUGCUCCUGAACCAUCAGACACGAAACGUAAUUAUGGCACACUUACGUCAGUCUUCCCCGGUUUCACGUUAUCUCGCUAUGGCCGGAGUAAGCGCCAAAGAGAUCAGUUACCGGAGGGUGUGACCAAACCAGAGGUUUGGUUGAAAAACGCAGGUCCACUACAAAUCGAGCCCAAGGUAUGGCUCGCGAACGAGCGAACAUUUCUCAAGUGGCAGCAUAUCUGCGUGUUGCUUGGCAGUCUGGCGCUUGGGCUGUACACAGCGGCAGGCGAGAACGUUGUAGCUGAGUGCAUGGGCAUCGCGUACAUCGCGAUAGCGGUUAUUGCAGGGCUUUGGGGCAAUACCAUGCUCCAUCGAAGGCGGGCGAUGAUACUAGAACGCAGCGGUAAAGACUUUGAUAACAUGCUCGGGCCUCUGGCCGUCAGUGUGGCAUUAAUGAUCGCACUGAUACUCAACUUUGUAUUCGCGUACCGAAACGCACUCAGCAGAUUCAAUCAGCCAGCACGCAACGAGACGGAAACAGCAUUCAUCGGUGAGCUCUUGUAAGACGUUCGGACAUGUGGUAUUACGACCGAACGUAACUGUCUCGGAGUUGCUCAGAUUAUAUAUGAACCUCGGCCCCGUAAAAAGGAGUGUGGCGUUGAACCAUAUCACAGAAAAUAUGCAUAAUUAACACUAAAAAGGUUUAUUAUAUGUGUAGUAUAGGUAGUGUAAGUAGCGACGGCUGACGAGAAUGUACAUAUCAGAAAUCGGCAUUUUGUAACCAACCAGUAGCUCUAUCAUUCUAUGAUGACUCUGAAAUUGACACAAACUACUACAUAUCGACUCUUAGGCCGACACCUGGUUUGAAG
Xylaria bambusicola is the source of this 2919-nucleotide messenger RNA. Its product is annotated as VTC domain-containing protein. Gene Ontology annotation, cellular component: fungal-type vacuole membrane; vacuolar transporter chaperone complex. The record is from RefSeq and is a predicted model, not a curated record. The transcript is spliced from 3 exons. Lineage: Eukaryota; Fungi; Ascomycota; Sordariomycetes; Xylariales; Xylariaceae. The coding region runs from base 317 to 2614 and encodes 765 amino acids.